Molecule: messenger RNA, 641 nt
Organism: Eruca vesicaria subsp. sativa (arugula)
Lineage: Eukaryota; Viridiplantae; Streptophyta; Magnoliopsida; Brassicales; Brassicaceae
Source: the annotation of a GenBank genome assembly
ACUCAUCAACGUUUCCACACACAAAAAUACACUCUGCUCUUCUUUUCUUUGAUUUUUUCUCCUUUCUGUACAUUCAAAUGGCCACCAUCGAGGUUGAACAAGUGACUCCAGCAGCAGCUGAGAACGUCGAGGUGCCACCACCAAAGACAGCUGAGACGGAGGAAACCGCCGCCCAUGCAUCCACUGAGGCUGCUCCAGCUCCCGUGACAGAAUCUGAAGCUACCGUCGAAGUAGCAAGUAAAGAGGUGGUCGCAGAAGAAGCAGAGGAAACCAAGACAGAGACUGAAGAGAUCAAGAAAGAGGAAGAAGCUCCAGUGGCCGUUGUGGAGGCAGAGACCAAAACAGAGGAAGUUGAAGAGCCUAAGAAAGUGGAAGAAGAAACCAAAACAGCUGAAACUCCAGCGGUUGUGAAGGAAGAGAAGAAGCCAGAAGCAGAGGAGGAGAAACCCACUGAAGUUGCAGCCGUGGAAGCCGCCGCAGCUCCGGUGGAAGUUCCAGUGGAGAAGGCUGACGAGUAAACUGUUUGCUACUUUUAAGUACGUUGAGUCUUGCUUUGUUGCCCGAGUCAUCAAUGGUUUAUUAUAAUGAAUCCUCUUUAAAUAAAAUACUAUACAUUGUUUUAUAUAUAAUUUUACUUGAUC